UGAGUGCAAACGAUACAUCAAUAUGUGAUCUCAAGCCGAGACUUAAAUGUUCUCUCUAAGUGGCUGCUCUUUCCAGGACUAAAGGUUAACUUGUCCAUUCUCCGUGGAGGGAUGUUUUGGGGGGAGUGGGGGAUAAGAAUGGAACAGUCUUGCUUCAUAUUUUGUCCUACCUAAAGAGGGUGGAUUUGUUCCGAUUCCACACACCCACACCCACACCCAUACUGGAUUAUUUUGCUGGUCAGACUUCUGUGUAGCCAAGAGAAAAGAGAGAGAAUCUGUUGUCUAUAUAGGAGCUUUUAAUGAGCAGCUGCGCCCCUUGGGACUGCAAGCUGGAAUCGAAGGCUGCUGCUUUCCAGUCUCUUGCCAUUUCUUCACUAUUUCCCCUGCCUCAAUUUUUUUCCCCCCAACGGGCCUAAGGAAAGCAAAAAGGGAACUGUCCAAGGUGCUAGAAUGCUGGCUGCUUGGCUACUGAAUGCAAACGGAUUGCAGGAAAAGUGAAGCCUCAGAUUACUGCUCAAAGCCGAAGGUAGGCUUUCUCUUUGUUUGAGAAUCCCUGAUUAAUCAACAACAGCAUCAACAGAAAGGGAGAGAGAGAGAGACAGCGAGAAGGCGGGGGGGGGGGCAGAGGGGAAGAACGCAAGAAAGACUGUUUUACAACCUUCCGUGUUUAGAUGGCAACAAGGACUGCUUUUCCAACUGCACGGAGCCAUUUGGAUACAAUGCUUUCUAUCCAUGCUUUUUCUUUCUCUUGGUCUCCACAGCAUCCACUCCAAUGAGGCACCUUAACCCCCUCUCUAUCAUCACAUAUGCUGGUGCUGUAAUCUUCUGUGUGGUGGGCAAAAAACCCUCCCAUUUCAUUUCUUUUGGACUUCAAAGCAGGGUACCACUGGUGCCCCCUGAUACUUUAACUGUCUGUUCUUUCAAGGUGGAUUUAAGAUGCCAGAUCCUCUCUCUUCCCAAUACUGUAUUUUUGAAAGUCAAACUUUAAAAGCCUUUUUAAAAUCCUGUAUGGAGAAGACCUGUAUUUUGAAUUAAACAUACUGACUUCUGGAGAUGCAGAAUGCUACAAUUUGGAUAUCUUUGCCAAGGAGAUCGCAAGCACUUUAACUGAAGAAAAACUGAGCCAGUCUGCAAAAUCUGUUUUUGUUUUUUUUAAUGGUGCUGAAAUAUCCCUUCACUCUGCACUGAGCUAAAUCAUAGGAAAGGGCUUUUACAGAUAAAAGUCACCUUUAAUUAUUGCACUUAGCAGUCCCCCAAGGACUUUAAUCUUGGAAGUAUUUCCCACAAGAUGAUGAAUUCUAAUCAAGAGGAGGUCACUUUGGGCACUUUUCUCCAGUACAUUGAAGAUAUGGGCAUGAAGGCCUAUGAUGGUUUGGUUAUACAGAAUGCUUCUGACAUUGCUCGGGAGAAUGAUCGCAUGAGAAAUGAAACCAACCUGGCUUAUUUGAAAGAAAAGAAUGAAAAGCGCCGGAAACAAGAAGAAGCAAUAAAACGCUUAGGUGGUGAAGUGGGGAAAGCAAAUGAAGGAAGCUACAUAGGCAAACAUUUUCGUAUGGGAUUUAUGACGAUGCCUGCACCUCAGGACAGACUGCCUCACCCUUGUUCAAGUGGUUUUACCGUAAGAUCCCAAUCACUACAUUCUGUUGGAGGCACUGAUGAUGAAAGCAGUAGCUGCUCCCGGAAGCAACCACCACCAAAACCCAAACGAGACCCCAGUACGAAACUAAGCACAUCUUCUGAAACUGUAAAUGCUGGAACAACAAGUAAGAGUGCAAAGCUGCCAGACAGGACUGAAGUACCCACCAAGCCAAGGCCUCACAGUGAUGAAUACACCAAGAAGGUUCCUCCCCCAAAGCCAAAGCGGAAUCCAAACACUCAACUAAGUGCAUCUUUUGAUGAAACCUAUAUCAAAAAGCAUGGCUCCAUAAAGUCUGUGCUAAGUAGAGAUUCUUCUUUGACCCAAGUCAGCAGUCCUGCUCCAGAUGCAGAGGAAGAAGAGCCAGUUUAUAUUGAAAUGGUUGGAAAUAUAUUAAGAGACUUCAAAAAAGAUGAGGAAGAUCAAAAUGAGGCGGUGUAUGAAGAAAUGAAAUAUCCCAUCUUUGAGGAUGGAGGCCAAGAUUCAAAGUGUCCAUGUGAGUUUGACCAUCACAGCUGUUCCUCUCAGUGUGCUACUCCCACAGUGCCUGACCUUGAUUUCACCAAGCCCUCAGUGCCACCCACUCCCAAAGGUGUGAUUUGUGAUAUCCCACCACCAUUCCCAAAUUUGCUUCCUCACAGACCACCACUCUUGGUAUUCCCACCUGCACCAGUGCAAUGUUCCCCAAAUUCCGAUGAAUCUCCUUUAACACCUUUAGAAGUCACAAAGCUUCCCGUAUUAGAAAAUGUGUGUUACAUUAAACAGCAAACUGGAGUGUCUCCAUCAUCAUUGCCACCUCAUACUCCAAGUCAUCAAAAACUAGAGAAAGACCAGACAGCUUCCCAUGGAACUAGUACUCCAGGGCACUCCUCUUCACCUCCUCAUCCUUCUACCCUAUACAGAACACAGUCUCCCCAUGGCUAUUCCAAAAGCCACUCGGCCUCUCCCUCUCCUGUGAGUAUGGGUCGGUCACUUACUCCUUUAAGUCUCAAAAGACCUCCUCCUUAUGAUUCUGUACAUUCAGGAAGUCUCUCAAGAAGUUCUCCAUCAGUGCCUCAUUCUACUGCCAGAAACAUAUUGCAAGAAGGAGGGAAAAUGGUAAAUGCCUCUGUCAACACCUACGGGUCAUCAUCACAGAGUACUUCACGUUCUAGAACACCCACUAGUCCUCUGGAGGAAUUAACCAGCCUUUUUACCUCAGGACGAAGUUUACUGAGGAAAUCUUCCAGUGGAAGAAAAUCUAAAGAGCCUGCAGAAAAACCAUUAGAGGAACUAAAGAUCAGAAGUCACAGUACUGAACCAUUACCAAAGCUGGAAAACAAAGAAAAAGGAGGUCAUCAUGGGUCAUCUUCCAGAGAGCCAAUAAAAGCUCAGGAAUGGGAUGGAACACCAGGACCAUCACUUGUGUCUAGCCGACUUGGAAGGUCUUCUGUUAGUCCAACCAUGUUGGCAGGAAAUAAUAAUUCAGAACUGAAAUCAAGCUGCAGAUUAGGGAGAUCUGCUUCCACAUCAGGUGUUCCUCCUCCCUCUGUUCCUCCUCUCAGGCAAGCCACUGAACUGCAACCGAGCCAGGUGACAUGCAUGCAGUGGUUGCAUGGAGACCAUACAAUGCUGGAAAUGAUUGAGAAAAAACGUUGCCUGUGCAAAGAAAUCAAGGCACGACAGAAAUCAGAGAAAGGACUUUGCAAACAAGACAGCAUGCCUAUCCUGCCAAGUUGGAAAAAAAGCACAGGAACUAAGAAAUACAGUCCUCCUCCAUAUUCCAAGCAACAAACUGUUUUCUGGGAUACUGCAAUAUGAUACGUCCAUGGGGAUUAUUUAUCUUCCAUACAUUCCUGAAGAGUGCACUGUCAGAGUACCUUUCUAGAAAGGUAGUUGAAGAAAGCUUACUAAAAUGGUACCUUCCUGUCCAUCAGACCCCAGUGAAUUGAAUUUCCCACUGAAAUGAAGGCAUGCACCUUUUCUGAGGAUUCUUUUGGACCAAGAAAAAGAGUAAGAUGUAAAUAUUUUCCAAAUCUCUUUAAAAGAAAACCCAAGUUAAUACACUUUUUCAAAUAUAAUGCAAAUAUGUAUGAAACAUUUUAACUGUGUACUCUUUUAACUUUUUUCUGUGUUACCUUUAUGUUUUUAUUUUCCCAUCUGCCCAAUUUGAUAUCUUUACAAAAGCAUGUGGAUGUACAUUUUUGGUUUAACAGUAAAAUGUUCAACUCAAACUGGUGCUAGGGCUGAAGUCAUUAAAUAAAGAUUCACGUGGAUUCGUUAGAUGCAUUUUCUAUAAAAAGUCUUAGAAUCUAAGUGCAAAUAAUGCAGGUAAAACAGUAUUUGCUUGGAUGCUCAAUGUGGUUAUUCUGCACAUUUUUUUUAAAAAAAGUGUGUUCGUUGAUAUACAAAAUGUCAAUUACAGAUUUCAUAAAUAUUAAUUUAUGUAGAAAUAUUGGCAAAAUCAUUUACACCAGCUUCCCUCAUAUGGCUGGAGAGUUGAUUGUGGCAUUUGAUGGAUAUCCUCCAAAAACCUUUGUAAACAGAUGCUGCACAAGGAACAUUCCCACCAAACACUGUUCAGCUGCAUGAAUUAGCAAACUGAUUUUAAUUGUUGAUUCAGCCCACAUUGUCAGUUUGAUCCAAUUCAGUGUUUCAAAUGAUUUCCAAAACAAUAAAGUCAAUUUUAAAUUUAUUUGAAGAGAUAAUUUAAAAUGCAUCUAGAUCAAAUCUCUAAAACAAAUAUUUGCACAACCCUUGUGCUCACUUUCCUUAAAGAGAACUAGUGGUAGGGAGAAGAUGCCUGGAAGUGAGUCACCUCACCCUUCCCAUACAGAUUAUCAGUUAGCAGGCAAUUCUGCUUGCUAGUUUAGCUUUGCAGUGCAUAAAGUAUGCAAGAAUGCUGCAUAUUGAACAAUGGAUUUGGAUGUGAGACUCUUGAAAGCAUUGAUCGUUACUUACAUUGAUCAUUAUUUAGAAUAAAGAUAAAUGCAAGGGGCAUCUGCACAUAGAAAUGGGCUUCUUGACAUAGAUUACAUUACUGGAUCAGGGUAAAUAUAUUUAGCAAUGCUAAUAAGUUAGAGUGAUUAAACAUGUACAUGUCUUGUACAUGUACUACCUUUACAGAAAAUUUUUCUUCUUCUAUUGAAAUGAUUUGCGGAGACCAGGGUUCACUGUGACUAAAUAUUGUACAUCACAUGAGUUAUUUGUUUUCUGUCCAUUUUUAGCAAAUUAAAAUGAUUCAUUUGUUUUGGGUUGUUGAAGAUAAAGGUAACAAAAGUCUGUUCACAAUGUUCACGUUCCUUUUGUAAGAUACUACAUUCCUUGUCUUGGUAGAAUGAGUUAGUGUAAAGUCUCACUAAAGUCAAUAUGAAAGGUUGACUUCAUCUUGGGAAAUCUGACCCAGGGGUUGGGUCUGUAGAGCACAUUUCUCUCAAGUCACACAAUGUCAUAUUCCUGGUUGAUCCUGUAAUUGGAUCAUAGUCCUCUGUGACAUCACACCCAUCUUACUAGACUAUAAUGUAAUGACCAAAGAAUUAUGGCCUCUUGGUUUUAACAGGAGAAAGAGAUGGUUUAUAUUCUGGAUAAGAGGGUGAGAUUUGUGCAUUAAAGUAUCUUCCAGAAGGCACUGUGUAGGAUAAGAUUAAAAAAGAAUCCAUAUUGCUGUAGAGUUGAUGUGAUCACAUAUAUUUUAUAUAUUUAAAUUUUUAUCUAUACUUCUAAAAGUUUGGCAGCAUGAAAAGGGUCCUCUUUUAACAAUCAUUUUAAGAAUAUUAUAUUCUCUGAAAAGAAAAAAAUGUGUCAUUGGAAUUUAUUAUCAUAUUGGCUUUUUAGUUUAAAAUGAUAUUGACAGCAUGCCACAAGUGCAACUGCUGAACAAUAAGACCAAAAAGAAAAAAAAAUCCAUAAAAAUUUUACUAGGUUAUUUUGUACUAUAUUGCUGAAAUCAAUGAUUACUUUAUCAAUAGUAGUUUCUUUCCAGAUUGAAAUAAAAAUAAAGUUUUUAAAUAUUUUAUAACUAAUGAAUAUUUUAAUGUCCAAAUUGAUGCUUUCGGUAUCAGAUAUUAAAAGUGAAGGAUUUAUAAGUGUGUAUAGUAGGUUGUUUAAGCAAGAUUAUUUAUGUUUUAUCAAUAUCAUUAACACAGGGACAGAUGUCUAAAUUCAUAUUGCCAUAUUGUGCAUAUGCAACAACUGAAAUGGGUAUAUAGUUCAACUGUGCGCUCAUGACCCAUGUCAGAAAACUGUUACAAGCAUAUUGAAGGGAUUUUUCAUUUCCCAAAAAGAAAAUGUUAUUUAAUUUUAAAAAAUGCUCAUAUUUCCCUAACAAAGAAAAUGUUGAAAUAGCUGUUUGGAAAAUGCAUCCAUUCUUCUGAAGCACAUGAGAUUUUGUUAUGUGGAAUGUUUUUACAGAAUUGUCUGAGGACUUGUUCCCCAAAGGUAUAAUACACAACAUGGUGGCCCUGCAGAAGCUGCUGAAUCCUAACUCCCAACAGGUCUGCUCACAUGCCUGAUACUAAGGACUACUGGGAGAUACAAAUUGUGUACCUACUGUGUGUCCUAAGAAGUCUGGCCUGGUUCUACAUUUGCAAUUACUCAGAAAUCCAUUGAGCACAGAGCAACCAGAUGUAAGCCGAAUAUCAUGUCUUCUUAGUAUCUUCUGACAAGGAGUUGUUGAGCCUUAGAGAAAAAGCUUCAACUCUUCCCUCCUUUCCAGCUAACCCCUUGCUCCCCAAUGGCUUCCUUUUACAUGUUUCCUGCUUGUCUCCAACCCUUCUUUAUAUACCCAUUUUGCUCACUGAUCCAGAGGAGAAGGAAAGAUAGGUUUAUAUAUUUUCAAUCAUUGCCACAUAUGUUGAUCCCAACUUGUUUCAGAGAAUCCUGUCAAGCACCCUCUCCAUCCUUUUCUUAAUCUUAGAGUAUUAUCAACCCACUCUCCUCACCCAUGGAGCCUACAAUGACAUUGGAGCCUCAAAUGACUCUCUCUGAGAGUCUCUUCCCUAGUCUACAACAUGAGUACUGAGAUGCAUAUUUUUCCUCAGUGAUGGAACACAAGCAGGUAAAAAGAGUACUGGAAAAUGUGUUGUGCUUGCUUUGCAGAGAAUUUAUCAGGAAUGCUAACAAUGACCUGGUUGCAGAAGUGCCAGCAGCAGCUUUUGAUAACUGCUGUCUUGCCAUAAGAACUCCAUCAAACAAAAAUGGAAGAACUGACAUUGUGGUUUUGGUUUAUAAGACCAAGAAAUGCAUGGACAUCAUUAAGCAGCAUGAACAGGUUUCAUGGAUUGUAACAUAGAUUUGUCUUGUGUCACUUCUUCACAUAGUUCUCCAAUUUCUCUUUUGCAUAAUAUCUGUUCCUAAGUUUGGUUCCACAUUCUGAUUUAAUGUUUUUCAGAUCAUAUUUUACUGGCACACCAACUCUCUAUACUAUUUUUAAGUCUGACCCUUAUAUGUCACACUAAUAAUUCAUUGUUUGUUGUUGUGCACUGUUCUUGAAGUGCACUUAGAAGUGCCUGGGCUGACUAGAUAGUGCACUUCAUUAUGUACACUAUUUUAUUCCAGAGUUAUUCAUCCAAAAUAUCUCUGUGUUGAGUUUCCAUUCAUGGUGCUUGAAGUAGGUGGGAAUGAUAAAAAAAAAAAUCUCCCUUGCCUUAUUUUGUUGAGCCAGUUGAAAACUUCAUGUCAUUUUUCAUUUUCUUUUACAUUGUCAUUGCAAUUGACUACUAGCAAUGUACAGCCUUUCUUGUUAUUGCAACUAGCAUCUCAUGCAAUCUUCCAUAAAAUUUCUCAGCAUCUUCCUCCAAUUCAUCUGUAGUAAGUGCAUAUAUUAAUGUAACAUUGAUGUUUAUGAAAUAGCCACUAAUUUAAUAUGUCUUUUAAUACUUAUAUGUCUUUUUACAUAUUACUGUCAUUCCAGACACAGCCUGAAUAGUUUAUUGCAUAUCAUUUGUACUUAAGUGGCAUUCUCCAUUCUACCUAAGCUUUCAGCUGGUACACUUCAUCUUCAUUUUGACAAUGUCUAGUUUUCUUUUGUUCCUGAUUCUCAUAUCCAGUAUUCUGAUUGCAAGUAAAAUGAGGAACUCCACUUUCAAUACUGACACCAUCAGUACACAAGAGUUCCUUGCAGUUCUGAUGAGACAUCAUUCUGAUAUAUUUCUUGAAGUUCUACUCUACACUCUUCCCAGAACAAAUGGAACAUCUGAUCCUCUCCUUCAAAUCUGGUGAACUCAUCUAAAUGUUACAGCAACUUUCAUAAACUUUCGUUAGUUACAUAAUAUCAUCUUAUUCUAGUCUUAAUUGUGCAAUUAUUUUUCAAAAUUUGAAAAAUAACACCUGUAGCAUAUCUACCUGACCCUUUCCUUUCUGUGAAUCACUCAUAGCUCAUUCCUUCUCCUUUCAAUUAUUUUGACCCUAUCAGGAGUAUUUUUAAUCUAAUUAGCAUCAGUCAUACAGUUUGCAGAGAUGGAGAUACUUAUUAUUCCAUGUGUAGGAAUUAGAAAAUUAAUACUUUCGUUUCCACUGGAAAUCACCCAUGUACUUCAGGAAAAUUAAAAAUAAAAUCAGAGCUGAUUUCUUCCCAAGACUUGGUGUCCCAACCCUUUCAAGCUGACUUAUUUUUAUAAUCUACAUCCAUAUCAAAAAAUUCAAGUUUAACAUAAUAUAUAUUUUAAUCCAUAGCUGGAUAAAUUAUAUUUGAAUUACUUGAUCAGGUCUGAACCACUAGACAUCUUAUGAGUGAAUAAUAACUCUUUGUUAUCAUUCUGAAGUGAGAUUUCUACUCAUUUUCAUAUCUUAGGUGGCUCAUCUUUUGGGGCAUAUGUCUGUGUAUGUGUUAUUCAAUUACAUGGAACAAGAAAUCAUUUUAAAAGGUAAAUGAAUGCCUCUUCUGCA
This is a messenger RNA of Crotalus tigris (Tiger rattlesnake), 8500 nucleotides long. It is a transcript of the gene NYAP2, whose product is annotated as neuronal tyrosine-phosphorylated phosphoinositide-3-kinase adaptor 2. The coding region runs from base 1289 to 3436 and encodes 715 amino acids. NCBI's taxonomy places the organism in Eukaryota, Metazoa, Chordata, Lepidosauria, Squamata, Viperidae. Gene Ontology annotation, biological process: neuron projection morphogenesis; phosphatidylinositol 3-kinase/protein kinase B signal transduction. The record is from RefSeq and is a predicted model, not a curated record. The transcript has 7 exons.